This is a messenger RNA of Scophthalmus maximus (turbot), 3405 nucleotides long. It is a transcript of the gene adnpa, whose product is annotated as activity-dependent neuroprotector homeobox a. Gene Ontology annotation, molecular function: DNA binding. Bases 426 to 2948 code for a protein of 840 amino acids. Gene Ontology annotation, biological process: regulation of gene expression. The transcript is spliced from 4 exons. The record is from RefSeq and is a predicted model, not a curated record. Lineage: Eukaryota; Metazoa; Chordata; Actinopteri; Pleuronectiformes; Scophthalmidae. Gene Ontology annotation, cellular component: nucleus.
UGAGAGUUGGCUCACUAGGUAAUGUUAGCUAGCAUGCUGCUGGCCUGACCACCGGUGCGAGCAGAAGAAGUAGUCAGAGGACAUCGGGUGCCGGGCGGUGCGGGCAGCCCUCACUUGUGGGGUCUAGUGUUUUCGUGACCGGUGCAACCCUCUGCCUGGUCCUUUGUUGUCCCCCCCACCAACCCACCCCCAGCUAGCUAGCUAGCUAGCUAGCUAGCAGCUGCAAGCAAAGCAGAUGUGACAGCUAACUAGCCAGCGUCGCUAGCUAGCUGUGGAGCUGCAGAGCAUCAGCACCGGCGUUGAGGAGAGCGAACAUCCCCCCCAUCAGCCUGCGCGUCCCGACCAUCUCCUCAACUCCCCGGUUGACCAUUUAUGUAGCGAGCCAACCCGUGUGAAGUGUGUCUUCGUACGCAUCACGAGGAGAGAUGUAUCAGCUCCCGGUGAACAACCUCACGAGAAUCAGGAGAGCGAGGAAACAAGUGAAGAAAGCGCUCGAGGACAUUGGACUGGAGUACUGCAAGGAGGCAGCGGAGGGAUUCAAGGAGUUUUGCCCCAAUGAGCAGUUUGUAAAGGGAUCUCUUUGCCUUGAUAUCUGUGCAUGGGAUCCAUCAUAUUCAAAAACACAGGAAUACAGAUCAAAGCCAUUUUGCUGCACAGAGUGCCCGUUUUCUUCCAAAUACUACUCAGGCUACAAGAAUCACUUCCGCAAUGUACACAGGAAAAUCUUUGACAGUAAAAUUCUGCUCAACUGUCCAUACUGCACAUUCACCGCAAGCAAGAGGACUCUGGAGACACAUGUUAAAAUAUUCCACAUACCCAGUUCAGCCCGACAGAACUAUGGGAGUGCACAGAGAACUGCACUGCAGAAGACGGACAAACCAUAUCUUGAUAGAGUCAGACAGGGAGACGGUGUGGAGAGACCCAUGUACUUUUGCAGAAAAUGUUCAUUCCGGGACAGUCUCUACAACGUUGUGAGGAGGCACAUCUAUAGGGAACAUUUUCAGCAUAUUGUGUCGCCGUAUCUUGGUAUGGUGCCUGAUUCUUCUGUCAAAAAUGGCGCAAAUUCUGUCAACGGUAACAACAUCCUCUGUAAACGCUGCCAGUUUUCCACUCGUAGCUACGAGGCUCUUGUGCAGCAUGUCAUAGAGUACCACGAGCGCAUCGGUGCUCAGGUAACCACCAUGAUUGGACACGCUAAUAUUAUUGUCUCCAGGUCUCAAGCCUUACCAAGUGCCCCUGUGGUCAUUAGCAGGGGCCACCCAAUUAGAGCGGAGCAAACAGCACAACCAGCCAUUGGCUAUUUGAAGCCAGCGGCCACUGUUGUCAAAACCCAGCCCCCCGUCGUAGCCAAACAGGUGCGUGUCACAGUUCCUGGCAACAGCACUGCGGCUGAAAAUAAUGCUACUGGUGUAUGCACAGCGCAGACACAGAAGUGGAAGAUAUGCACAGUCUGCAAUGAGCUUUUCCCUGAAAACCUCUAUAGUGCUCAUUUUGAAAGUGCACACAAGGCAAAGAAAGUGUGGGCACUGGCCAAGUACAUCAUGAAGAUCCACAACUUCACUAGCAAGUGUUUGCUUUGCAACCGGUACCUGCCCAGUGACACACUGCUCAACCACAUGCUAAUUCACGGGCUCACGUGUCCACAGUGCCACUCGGCUUUCCACAGUGUUGAAAAAAUCCUGGAGCACGUGAAUCAGACUCACCCCGAUGACUUUGUGGGACCCCCAGGUGCAACGCCGCUAACCUUUGAUCUCACAAUUAAACAAGAUAAGUCCAGUAAUGUUCAGCUUGCUGUUCUCACCUUUAACAUGAAGGAGUCUGUCAACGGUCAAGAUCAGUCUGCACCUUCUAAGAAUAGUGUUCCCCCUCCGGUCAAGCCAAGCACUCCAAGAGUGGCUGAGAACAAAAGUGAACAGCUCACUAGAAGUUUACCAGCUCACAAGAGCGAGGUUGGGAAGACGCUGUGUCCGCUGUGUUUCACCAUCCUUAAAGGUCCUAUCUCUGAUGCAUUGGCCAUGCAUUUGAGGGAGCGACAUCAAGUGCUCCAAACGAUGCACCCCGUUGAGAAAAAGAUGACGUACAAGUGCAUUCACUGUUUAGGAGUGUACACCAGUAACAUGGUGGCUUCCACAAUAACACUGCAUCUCGUGCAGUGCAGAGCUGUUGGUAGAACCCAGGCAAGCCAAGGCUUCAAGUCUGCCUUGACUCUCAACUCGUCCGGGGCGGGCUUCCUCAAGAGGCAGCCACCAGUGCAGGCCACGUCCGGUCCUAAGAGAAUGAAGCUGAGCAAGGAGUCCAAGAUUUUGACCACCAUUGGACAUCCGGCUGAAUCUGAUGGUCUUGCUCUGGAUCCGAGAAGCUAUGAGCACAAGACAUAUGAGGCCAGGAAAGAUUUCCUCACGGCCUACUUCAACAGGCGACCGUACCUCUCUCCCCAGGAAGAAGAAAAGCUGUCUGCAAGUCUGUGGCUGUGGAAAUCCGACAUUUCUGGUCACUUUGCAAACAAGCGAAUGAUGUGUGAGAGACACUGUAAGACCAAUAAGUUGGCUGUGCUGCUUGGCUUCGACAUGCACGCCCUCAAGAAAGUGAAGCAUGAGCUGAUCUUUGAGGAGAGCAAGAUUGUGGCCUCCUCAGCAGGCAGAUCUGUAGGACUCAAGUCUGGCACUCCAAGCAUAGACCAAAACAAGCAGUGUGAGACACUAAACUGUACUGUUAAAAUCAGCACAAGCACAGAGACCAUUUCCAUUGACUCGGACAGUGAACCAGAAACAGAAGAUAGACCUACCGAGAAUGGAAAUGUUGACACAAACCAACAGGAGAAUAUAGAAUCCCAGGAGCCACAAAACCUGACCGAAGAAGCAGCAUCUGUAAACACAGACGAGCCCUCCAGGGAGAAGGAUAGUUCAUUGCAAGAUGGGAAAGCAAAUGCAUGGAUGACCUUCUGUUAGUGUGAAGGGUGUGCCUUGGUGGAGCGGCAGUUCAUUUUUAAAAGAGUGUAUCAACUAAGACGAGGGAAAAAAAAACAGGUCUACAGAUAGUUAAAUAUCAAAUGGCAUGUGUCACUAAAACUAUUCUUUCCAUACAACCUCAUUACGUGUUGAAAAGAAGGAAAAAGGACCACAUUGAAGUGCAGAAAUGGAUGGCUUAUGUAAGUGACAUUGUAUAUAUUUUAGCCAUUAUCCUUAGUCUCUUCAUAAAAUCUGUUAUUCACUGGUUAUUGGUCAUGAGUUAGGAUUAUACCAAUUGACCUUCUUCCAUAGUUUUUUUUCUCUCCCUCAACUGUGACAAUGAACUGUAUCAUGUUGUCAUUUCUCAGUAGAAAGUGUAGAAUAUGCUAAUUGCUUAUGUACACAUUUUAAUAAAUGUUUGUUUAAUAAAAAAAGAUAUUACUUUUUUUCUCCUACA